AUGGAUGAUUUUGUCAGCGAAUCUGACAGCGACUAUACUAGCUAUUGGCGGGAUUGGUUCAUAUCUUCUCGGGGAAACGAGUACUUUUGCGAGAUCGAUGAAGACUACCUUACCGACCGCUUCAAUUUGACCGGCCUGAACACCGAGGUUCAGUACUAUCAGUACGCGCUCGAUCUGGUUACAGAUGUGUUCGACCUCGAUUGCGAUGAUGAUAUGCGGGAAACGAUAGAGAAGUCGGCGCGGCAUCUCUACGGUCUGGUUCAUGCGCGCUACGUCGUCACUACGCGUGGCUUGGCCAAGAUGCUCGAGAAGUACAAGAAGGCAGACUUUGGCAAAUGUCCACGCGUCAACUGCCACUCGCACCCUCUCUUGCCGAUGGGCCUCUCUGAUAUCCCUAACAUGAAGCCGGUGAAGCUCUACUGCGCGCGGUGCGAGGACAUCUACAACCCCAAGUCAAGUCGGCACGCCACCAUUGACGGCGCCUACUUUGGGACCUCCUUUCACAACAUCAUCUUCCAAGUCUACCCCGCCCUCAUCCCCAACAAGUCCGCCGAGCGCUACAUCCCGCGAGUAUAUGGGUUCAAAGUGCAUGCCGGUGCAGCUUUGAUCCGUUGGCAGAACGCGAAACGCGACGAGAUGCGGAGGCGACUGCGGAAGCUGGAGAUUGAGAGUGGUUUCAAGGACGGGGAGGACGAGGAGCCCGAGGACGAAGAGGAGGACGAGGAGGAGCUGGAUUUCGAAGGCGAUGAAAGAGGUGUUGUGCAAGGGCAGGAGGGUAUGCAUGUUGCGGUCUGA
Messenger RNA from Thyridium curvatum, 795 nucleotides. RefSeq lists its product as uncharacterized. Gene Ontology annotation, cellular component: protein kinase CK2 complex; cytoplasm. Gene Ontology annotation, molecular function: protein kinase regulator activity. The transcript is spliced from 3 exons. Lineage: Eukaryota; Fungi; Ascomycota; Sordariomycetes; Thyridiales; Thyridiaceae. Bases 1 to 795 code for a protein of 264 amino acids. The record is from RefSeq and is a predicted model, not a curated record.